AUGGUUUCGAGUCUCUUGGUGAAGAAUCGGGUACAACUGUUUGAGAGUGGUCGGCCCAAGUCGUCACCACGACAUCGCUUGUCCCCGCGAGAACGACUAGCACGAAUGUCGCCAAACCACCGCUACAAUAGAAUAAAAGCAGACAAGGUGGAAGAUGACGAGCUGAGCAGUGAUGAGUCCAGCUGCCAAGAGAAUAACAGCAAGAAAGAAGCUUCCAAGUCAAAGAAGACUGUUACAAUUGAGGAGCCUGACAAAGACUGCGAUGACGAUUCCGGUUCUGCAAAGAAGAAACCCGAUCUGAAGGGAGCAUUUGCACGGUCGAUCGUGUCUACAGUGCCACCCAAGAGCCCCAGAUCGCGUCAAGUUACCAAAAGUAAACCUGAGAUGUCCUUAACAACCUUGGUGGACACUGCUGAUGAUGAUGAUCCAAAUGAAUCUGAUAGCAAGGAGGCGCCGGCUUCACAUAGCCCCAGGCAGCCCCUAAGUCCACGAAAGCAACCAAACACGCCAAUAACCUCCAGACUUCGCAUGAGCCCUAGAACUUCUCCUGUACAGAGCACAGCUAGCAAGACAAAACCUGCCAAUCUUCAACUGAAAUAUCAAGAAUUGAGCGAUACACCUUCUGCGGAUGCCGAUGAUAGCGCUACCGGCAGCCCGCUCUUGAAGCAGGCGAGAUUGUUCAAAAUGUCCCCAAAGUAUAAGCCAGAAUGGCAGCUGAACCGGAAAAAGAUAUUGGGAGGUAGCAAAGAGUAUCUCUCUCCUUUGAGUCUCAGGAGACAGCGAAAACAAAGAAAGGAAAAGGAACGCGAUGAAGCUGUCGAAGCUAAAGUGAACGAGUUCAACAAUGACGACGAACCUCUGCCUGAAGAGACAUCAAACGAAGUCUUUUUCUCUGAUAAGGAUUGUGGCGAAUUGGGUGGUGGCCAAGCAACUCAGAAUUCCUUUGGAAAGGAAUCCGCUCAAAAUUCUGUUGGAAAAGAAUCCGCCACUUCAUCACAAGCCCCUUCAAACACUUCUUCUUGUUUGUUGCCUCCGCCCGCGAAUGACUCGCCCACCAUGGCUGAGUUUGUGUUGCCACCAGAAUUGGGGCACCGCAAGAAAGAUUCGACACCAAAAAGUGCAACUUCUGGUAAGUCGUCACUUUGGCGAACCGCCUUGGAAAGAUCAAGAUCUGCAUCAACCCCCACCCCCGCUAUUGGGGUAGAUACCUUUGAAGAAUCCACCUUGCCUACCGCUGAAAACCUGCAAGUUUCUACAGAUACUGCCGAUGCUGUCAGUGAUGGGGAAGAUGAUGUUCCAGUUAAGACCGUUAUCACAUCUCCUCGAAAGAGUAGCUCUGCUUUGAAGAAGGAAGCGCAGCAACAGCAAGUGUGUGACGAAGAAGCCGAUGUUCCAAUAAAGACUAUCAUUACUUCUCCUCGCAAGAGUAGCGCUUUUCACAAGGAGGCUCGGCAACUCAAAGAUUGCACUGAUGAAACUAGCGAAGAGGAAGAACUUGAAGCUAUCAUGAAGGGACUGUGUCCUAGUGGAGACUCGGCAGAAUCAACCAUCAGCAGCAAAGACGUGUUCCAGAAGAUCUUGGAAGAAGAAGCCAUGUCAAACGAAGAGCGACGAGAAGAACCUGAAGGAGAUCGCGCCACUGACAAUCAGGCGCGAAUGAGAAUAACCGAUUUGCUAGUGGCUGAAUACAGUAAAAUGGAAGAAAAGGCCAUUCCAGACCCUGAAGGAGAGCUGAUAACCGUACAUUCUGCUUCCAAGCCUAAAAAGCCCUCGACAGAACCUGAAGGUGAUUUCCUAACGGAGCAAAUGCAGCAUGCAAAGUUUCUUGAAAACGAUGAUAUCUUCGAUGGGCUGGAGCAAGACCCGAGUGGUGAACGACUGUCAUGUUCUACAAAUCCAAAGCAAAAGACCAAAGAACGAUCCCUCCAAGAGAUGCAAGUUCUCAAGCAAAAAGUCCAUCACGCGAGAAAGCAUCAACUCCAAGCAGCAAAGGCAAAUGGUUCGAGCGAAACUCAUUCUUCGUCGUCAGAUGAACCAACUCAAAGGCCUGAGAGAAAAGGCAAAGCAAGCCUGUUGAGAGUUGAUGUAGGAGAGAGUGAAACCAAGAAAGAUACAUGCACAACAGCUGAUUCCAACUUGAUUUCAUCUUGUGUCGCUUCUAGUAGUGCAGGCUCUUCUCUAGUUUCGAAACCGUCCCCGCGGCUCUCCAGGGCGGCAAGACUGAAAACCAUGAGGGCGUACACUCCAGCACUGAUGGCAACGCCUAAAGGCCGAAAUCGUCCUGGAGCCGCAAUACAACAAAGCCCCAACGCUGCCUCGACUGCUCCACAAGACGAAAAAGAGGGCAGCGUUUGCUCAGGGGGGUCAGACCAGUCGAGUCUCAGCAACGAAGAGCUCAGAAACGUUGCGUCUCAUGCUCUGAAGCUUUCCCGAAGUGUAAACUCUUCAAAACGCGGAAAGCUACGAAGCACACCCCUUCAGCACCUUCUGAAACAACGGGCAAACAAAAAAACAAUAUGCUUAGAUACAGUUCCUCACGAGAACUCAGCCAAGGGAACUGACACGAGUACCAGCGCAAAACGAGACCCUGAUGGCAUCGUACUCGAUGAAAGCCUCACCCAGUCGAAUGCGAUGGAGAAAGCUGUCAAGAGUGCUACUCUCGAUGUUUCGAAGACUGGAAUGGCUGCUAGCAACAGCAAGGAAGCAAGGUCGAGUCUUGAGGGCUCUCCUCGGAAGGUGAAGAACAAGCCAUCAGUUCCAGCAACCGCCGAAGAUCCAGCAACUGCCGAAGAUGCGUCAAAUCAACCUUUCCAUAUGGUCAGUAGGUCGUAUAGAAAUACGCGGCUUGCUAAGAAGUAUCUCCAUAGACAACCAAUGACGGUUGACGGAUCUUCUGAUUCGACAGGAUUCCCGAAACACUCGAUUCGAGAAUCGCCCUCUGCUGAAAGCGAGAGCAAUACGUCUUCAUCAAAGACGACAACGACAACAACAAAAGUAGCUGUACAAGUUGAAGACCUGCCACCAAGCAUACCAACGCAGACUCCUCCCACGUCACGAAGGCCAAACAAAAGCGAUUCUCCCUUGCUGACAAAGCCACGAAGCCUGCCUACCAGUGCAGGUCACAGCAAAGAUGCGGAAGAGGGUUCAAGCACUGAUGCUAGCUCAGUUGUCGAAAGCACGUCGCGCGUGUCGGAAAAACCCAGUAAUACCACAAGAAAAGCUCCAAAGGUAUCACUAAUCUCUGCCGUAGCAAACAAGAAAGAACGCAUGGCACUUCUUUCAACUGCUCAGCGGAAGAAAAAAGGAUCUCCAAUCCUACGGCGCCAGAGCGAACAAGCUCAAAAGAAACCAGCGACUCAAUCGAUGCCAGUGGCACACGAGGCGGCGACUCAACGGGUCGAAGCUAAUGUGGCAGAAGAGGAUACAACACCGCUGCUUGAGGAGCUGCAAACUGCGCAACAUCGAACAGAGAACAUGCAACAGGCUCCAGCAGACGCUAAACCGCUUCAGGAGACUCAAGACUUGCGGGAUACAUCACUUCAUAAACAGGAAGAAUACGAAAUUGACCCCCAAGACGCUGAUGUCAACUAUUCUUUUUCGGACACUUUGCGGCCUGAUCUGAGUUGCUGCAGCACGAUGGGAGAGGAGAGCUUGACAUCCGAGUCAACAGACAUGACGAAGUCCACUGAGUCUAGCACAUCCAAGAAUGUCGAUGGCCUACCAAGCGAUAUUUUUUCUCGUAGGGCAGCAAGGCGGCGACAUCACCCUGCAUUUGCGGCUCGCUCACAAACCAAAGGAACAAUCAAGAGAAAGAAACCAAAGAGCACGUCCACAAAAGCCUCAGCAGCAGUAACCCAAAGUGUAGAUAAAGGAGGUGACACAAUUGCAGACACAAGUCCGAUCAUGAGGCCUGAAAAGAUAGACAAACAAGAAAUGGAUGGGGAAAAAUCGAAGAGACCCGUUGAAGCCGAGGGCCCUAACUCUGCCAGUCUCAAUUCUAUAUUUGGGGAGAAUAAAGCAAUAGCUUUUGCCUAUUGGAAAUAUUCCCAAUCUAAAGAAGCUGCACAUGUACAGAAGGGCAAGUCCAAAAAGUCGGAAGGAGGUGUCAACAACGCCACCGAGGCAUUUGUGACAAAUAGAGAAGAGAGUUUUCAUGCAUGCAAUGAGCUCGAUGCGGAAAUGAAGGAAAUUGCUGACCUUUCUCUAUCAAUGGGAAGCGGUAGCUCCGAAAACUUCCCGACGAAACCACGCGUUCGAACGACGAAAGAAGAUUCCGAUACGAUGAAAUCCCUUGCCGACCUAACGCUACCAAUGGGCAGCAGCAGCAGCAGCAGCUCCGAAGAAGGCGACUCAAAACCGGCUGCCCAGGCACAGAAGGAGAGUCUGGAAGUCAAGUCCUCUUCUGAUGUUUGGCCGUCAGUGCGUGAAUUCAGUCCCGCAGAAUCAGCAUCGCCUAAGAAGGCAACGAAUGCGACAACGAAACCAGAUCCUCCUUUACAGUCAAUGGAUAUAGGUACCGGUAGUUUCGAUGGUCGCUCAGCGACGCAUCAACCGCCACUGGAGAUUCUUGAUGGGGGCAGUUCCCUCUCUGAUGGUAUUGAAGUCAAGUAUGAUGCGGACACAGGCGAGCCAGUCCAGAUGGAAAGCGAGAUGCCCGAGCACGUAUCCCGUGACGGCGACUCUCUUCUGUUGGGAGAGACUCUCACUGCGGCCGGAUCCGCUGAAAGUGCUCUCGACGACCACGCCAGUGCCGCUUCCACUAAGUUGAGCAUAGGCUUCGUUGAUGAGAUAACUGUUGCUGGGUCGGUCGAAAAGGAAGCACAAUCACCCAGUAACUCAGUCACAGAAAACCUGAAAACCACGAAAACAGACGUUGAAGAGACUCAAAGGAGCAAGGAAAUGGAACAUGCCAGAUCUAGUGACAUCAGGCCUACGGAAUCGUAUCCUCUGCCUACAGCACCUGGUCUUGCUGACCUCUUCCGUGGCCCGAGGAAUAGCAAGAACAAUUUCAACAUUUUCCGCAAUUUCCUGGAUCUGGAUGGGAAGAAGGACAAAGACUCGCAACAGAAACGCGAUGUACAGAAAUCGUUGCCAGUAGAGAGCGUACGGUCUGAAAAGAAGAAUGUCUCCGAAAGAAGCAUGAAGUCUGAACAGAAAAUGAAGGGUUCUGAGCGACAGACAGUGCCUGAAAAGCUCGAAAAUGUGCCUGAAAAAGGCCACCUCUCGGAUAGGAAGGCGGAUGGCAUGAAAACGCCUCUUGUAGAUGCGGAACCGUCGAAACCAAAGCCCACACAAUCAGAGCAAGAGGAACGCGCGAGCGAGCACUUGACGAUUGCGGGGGGCACUUCGUUUACCUUCAGCAAGGUUGAUGUUGGUUCGAAGACACCUCGAACUCCUGCAAUCCAUCAACGGUACUAUUCCAGUGACCUGGCGGGAAAACAAACGCAGUUCAAGUACCAGGAUUUACGCUCCUUAAGCCUCCAGGAGAACAACGCGGGACUAGAACAACGAAAAAGCUACGAAUCGGAUCUGCCGUGCGACGAUGACAUCUUCAGCGGCAUCGAUGAUAUCCUGCUCGAAAAAGAACAUUCUGAACAGCGCUAUUCGACUCCUCCACCUCCGCCUCCACCUCCUCCACGGCAAACGUCAAGUGAUGAUAGAUAUGGCAGGGUCUUGGACGAGAAGAGUACCUUGAGGUCCGUCAACUCAGAUAUAACUAUCUCCGUUUUGGCCGGCGAGAAGAAUGAUCAAUACGGAAGGAUCCUAUCAACCGACAAUUUCGUGAAAACUGUAAAUUCGGACAUCACGACCUCAGUCCUUGCUGGGGAGCGUAACAUGGGAAUGCACUAUCAGUACUCUUACACCCAAGAUGAAGAAGGCAUAGCUCUGAUUGACGAACUCGACGAAGAAAUGACCCUUGAUCCAAGCAUCAGCGAUGAAGCUUUCGUUCGGGAAUGCGUCGGCGACAAAGCUACGGCGGAAGCAAUAAAAUUGGGACUUGCAUCGCAGCAAAAGAAAAAAACACGCUCAGUUGGCCAUGGCGCCCAACCGGCUUUAGAGGCUCCGAGCACGCCUACCGGAAAGCUGGCAACCAAGCCCCCUCCUGCAAAUAGGCCUACCGAUGGCAAGGUCAAAAGUGCAUCGAAACAACAACCGAGGACAGAGUCCGGAGCAAAAGACGCAUUGCCGACAAAGACUGGUGACAAGACAGACAUGAAACAUGCAUCUGAAACUGCCGCCAAACCAAUGCUGUCACCGAGGACGAAGGCAUCAUAUGGAGUUGAAACAAUGCUGUCACCGAAGACGAAGAUGUCAUUUGGAGUUGGAAUCGACACCAGCCGGAGCAAUCCAGUGGGAAGAUCCCCGCUAGCAUCUCCCAGCCAAAAGUCUACAAUAGAGCCAGACCCUUCUGUUGCAGGAACAGAUACUGGAAGCGUUCUAGAUGGCUCAGUUAUCAUGAAAAUGGGAAUGGCAAUCAUGCAGAGUUUUUCUGGAUCCAUGAUGUCCAUGGCGAAAGACAUCCCUGGCAAAGAAACCAUCUUUGGUUUCCGAGAAGAUCAGUCUCAGGCCGACUUAUCGUCCAAAGCAAAGGAAGAAGCCAGCAUCAUUCUAUCAGACUUAGAACAGACGCAAGUCAAUAAUAUGUCUCCAGAGGCCCACCGAAAUGUCUCUGAAGGAGAUAGCCACAGUCUACCCGAUAUCGAUGAUUAUACUUCUGAAGAUUCAGACAGUCUUGAGAGCCAGAUAUCGCUUGUUUUGCUAAACGAGGUGAAGCAUGAAGUCGAGGAAGUCGAGGAGAAUCCAUCCGUGGACGAUUGUUCCGAGAUUUCUGCUAGACACAUUCAUACUCUGACGAAAUUCUCGAACGUCUGCUUGUUGGAUGGUAUUGAGGUUCUGAAACUAAACCGUCGGAAUAAGUGGCAAUCAAGAUUCCUGACGGUUUCAUCUGAGGAACUGAAACUCGAACACGCCGGUCGCGGUGGCGUCGAGUUCUCCAAGAUCCAAAGCGUGAAAGUGGAAGACACUAAGAACAAUCCACCCAAAUCAUUCCCGAAGUUUAAGAAAUCAGCUCAAUUGACUCUGCAUUAUGAGUCCGAAGGAGGCACAAGAAGCUUAGCACUGCGCUUCAAGAGUCUGGCAGAGGCCAAUUUCUUCGCGUACUCAAUCGACUCCAUCUCCGACAUGCUCUAUCACGAAGGCAUUAUCUGA
Seminavis robusta is the source of this 7209-nucleotide messenger RNA. Lineage: Eukaryota; Bacillariophyta; Bacillariophyceae; Naviculales; Naviculaceae. The record is from the annotation of a GenBank genome assembly.